This is a messenger RNA of Equus caballus (horse), 5339 nucleotides long. RefSeq names its product transducer of ERBB2, 2 (gene TOB2). Gene Ontology annotation, biological process: regulation of gene expression. Gene Ontology annotation, cellular component: cytoplasm; nucleus. Lineage: Eukaryota; Metazoa; Chordata; Mammalia; Perissodactyla; Equidae. Gene Ontology annotation, molecular function: transcription corepressor activity. The record is from RefSeq and is a predicted model, not a curated record.
CCAGGCCGCUGAAGCGGAACGUGCAAACUUAACCGCUGCACCACCAGGCUGGUCCCUCUUCACAGUUUUUUAAUCUCCUCUGUGUUAAAUAUCUCUAGUGGACCACUAUAGCCCUUACAGACCUCUGUUCUUGAGGGGCCCUGUGGUCCUGGGGGCUAGGUUUAGAUUGACCCAGUGCGUCUUCUCUGAUACUCACCCCAGAGAUCUCUGCCUGAGGAUUCAGUACAGAAAUGUCCCAAGGAGCUACAGCCUCAGGCUUGAGAAUUACAGGGAAGUGAGUUGAGGCAGGUUCAGAAAACUCAAGAUCCUGAAGCCUAGAACUGGUACCUGGAUACUCUAUGCUGGACCCAGGGAUUUUAAUCAAAAUCCAGCCCCAGGUCUUUUCACGGGACAAAAGAUGCCCUUGACCGAUCAUGGAUCAGUCUUGUCCCUGUGCUGAGCUUGGCAGCACGGUCUCCCCCAGAAGUCUGGCUAGGAACAUGUUCGGGCCCUGCCUGCCCUCAAAGGUGGCCCUUUUCAGCUCCGUUCUCCCGCAGCAGGAGGCUAGGAGCUGCCAUUUUGGAGAAAGUGAGGAGAUUAGGGUCACUGGCUCUCAGGACCUCACAGAUCAUCUUCCUGAGACACGAGGUGGCCCAGACCUUGGGAAUAAACCUUUUUGACCUUUGUGGGAUCUGGCUGUGAGAGAGUCCCAAAAUAACAAUCUGAGUGUUUAUCUUGGACUGUCUUCUCUCCAGGGAUCUCCAAACACUUGAGAAAUCUGAUCUGGUGCCAAGGACAGGUGGUCAGACAGUCCCUGGGAGACUGAGUGAUGAUGGGUCCCCAGCUGGAGGCUGCAGGGUGAUGGAAAAUUUCUUCUCUCUGCCCCCCUCAUCAUCUACCCUCUAGCCAGAAACUACAGAGAUUCUCUCAGGUCCCACCAGUGCCGCUCUUAACGUUUUGUUUUAUAGGGCCCUGCUUCCGUGGAGCAGCCCCCGGUCAGCAGUUCUGUUGACCCACGCCUCUGGUUGUGACAGGUCUUGACUUGUUCCUGGAGAUCAUGCUCUUGUCUCCAUUCUUGCAGGCUUUCUGGAUGGCAGUGCACACCUUGGUUACACUGUGGAGUUUUUAAAUCGGUUCUGCAAACCCAGAGUGAGCCAGAGAGCAUACACACCCAGGGAGCCCGGGGUGACAGAUUGGAUGUGACUAGAAUCCAAGCCCUCUGUGAAAAGUUGGCAGUGCCCCUUCCUGUUCGGUGACCUGUAUCCCUUUCCAUUUAAGGAGGAAAACUUUAUUAAACUUAUUUCUCCAAACACUUGAGAAAUCUGAUCUGGUGCCAAGAACAGGUGGUCAGACCUGUCCUUGAGAAAGAUUUUAAAUUUAUCUCUCGGCCUGUGACAGUUUGGGAGCAUGACUUCACCAAGUUACUGCAAGGACAAAGCCAUCUAGAGCCCAAGGCUGCCCACCUUCCAUCUCCUGCCACUGCCCUUGGCUUGUGCACGUGCCCUGCUCUGAUUCUCUGCCUAGGAAAGGACCAUGCAGCUGGAGAUCAAGGUGGCCCUGAACUUCAUCAUCUCCUACUUGUACAACAAGCUGCCCCGGCGCCGGGCAGACCUCUUUGGGGAGGAGCUAGAACGCCUCUUGAAAAAGAAAUAUGAAGGCCAUUGGUACCCUGACAAGCCACUGAAGGGCUCUGGCUUCCGCUGUGUCCAUAUUGGGGAGAUAGUGGACCCUGUGGUGGAGCUGGCCGCCAAGCGGAGUGGCCUGGCAGUAGAGGAUGUGCGGGCCAAUGUGCCUGAGGAGCUGAGUGUCUGGAUUGACCCUUUUGAGGUGUCCUACCAGAUUGGUGAGAAGGGGGCUGUCAAAGUCCUGUACCUGGAUGACAGUGAGGGCUGUGUUGCCCCAGAGCUGGACAAGGAGAUCAAGAGCAGCUUCAACCCCGAUGCCCAGGUAUUUGUGCCCAUCGGCAGCCAGGACAGCUCCCUGUCCAACUCCCCAUCGCCAUCCUUUGGCCAGUCACCCAGCCCCACGUUCAUCCCCCGCUCUGCCCAGCCCAUCACCUUUACCACUGCCUCCUUCGCUGCCACUAAGUUUGGCUCCACCAAGAUGAAGAAGGGUGGUGGGGCAGCGAGUGGUGGGGGUGUGGCCAGCAGCGGGGCAGGUGGCCAACAGCCCUCCCAGCAGCAGCCGCGCAUGGCCCGCUCUCCCACCAACAGCCUGCUGAAGCACAAGAGCCUCUCUUUGUCUGUGCAUUCACUGAACUUCAUCACGGCCAGCCCCGCCCCUCAAUCCCAGCUCUCGCCCAAUGCCAAGGAAUUUGUGUACAACGGCGCUGGCUCUCCCAGCCUCUUCUUCGAUGGGGCUGAUGGCCAGGGCAGUGGCACCCCAGCCCCCUUUGGGGGCAGUGGGGCUGGCACCUGCAACAGCAGCAGCUUUGACGUGGCCCAGGUGUUCGGAGGUGGCACCAACAGCCUCUUCCUGGAGAAGACGCCCUUCGUGGAAGGCCUCAGCUACAACCUGAACACCAUGCAAUAUCCCAGCCAGCCGUUCCAGCCUGUGGUGCUGGCCAACUGACCACCCACCUGCCUGCGGGGCCAGGAGCACCCAAGACCACAGAAAAGAGAAAGGAAAGGAAAGGCCAAAAAAAAAGGAAAAGAAAAAUAUACAAAAAGAUGUCCAAUCUUCUCACUCUCACUUCUAGAAAAAAGAUCCAGCCCAGGCAUGGAAGGGGAGGGGCUCCCGAAGCACCCGAUCGUGUUUAACUCAACCCCCCUGCUGUUUUCCUGCCUGCCUCUGAUUUAUUUGGUUGGUUUGGGUUUUAUAUUUCUUUUUUUUUUUUUACAUGUAGUUUUCUAUAUAACAUAUUUAAUUAGUGGCUUCCUGUGCUAAGAAUGGUCCAGAUGUGAAUUGCUGCUCCCUGCUCCCUCCCUCCCUCCUUUACACGCCUGGUUUAGGAUUGGUGUGUCCAAGCUCACAGGGAAGGAAGAGCCGCAGCUGGGGCCUGGCCCUCCCCAGAACAGGGAGAGGCUGCCCUGUGUCACUGCCUCUGUCACCCAGCUAUCCUCUCACUCAAAGCCAUCCAACCUCAGCAGGCCUUCUUGGGCCCUGCCACCCAAAUAGGUCUGACCCCAGCCUCCACUCCCUCUCAGGCCUGGGCCACAGGGAGCUGCCGGCUGGCUGCUUGACACCCUCCCCCUAGAGCUGAAGUCUCUGACUCCAGGGAGGUUAGCACUCUGUCUAGUGGAAUUCCUUUCAUCUCUGUCCUAUGGCUCCACGCCACCAUCCCCAACUGGCCCAGCCUAUCAUCAUGGCCCUGGAGACCCAGCCGUUGACAUGUGGCCUCUCUCACACGGCCUCUUCUUCCCUGGGCCUGAGGUGGUGGUGGGGAGGUGGGACAAGUGUGGGUGGGGGGGUGUGCCUGCGCAUGUGCGUGGUUUGCCGUCCUGUUUUAAAGGAUUCCAAACCAUGUGGAACUUCCCCUCUGGGUGUGAUUCUGGGUUGAGCAAGUGCUUACUCAUGUUUGAGGUUGGGGAACGGGCCAGGGACGGCGUGUCAGUCCUCUUGUAGGGUGGUUCACGUGGUGGGGUGAGACUGCAGCUGAGCCUAAGACACUCCCAGGGGAAAGCACUGCAGAAGGAACUGGUUUCAGACUGCGGAGGGAUCUGCACUUUUGUUUGUUUUUGACCAAAAAAAAGGUUAGUGUGAGGGGCUGAGGGAAUAGCAAGCCUCUGAUGCCUAAGAAGCCCCUGAACUCAGACUCUCCUGUUGUGUGACCUUAGCCCGGGAUGGGAGCUGCUCACCUGAGCACCCUGGGGGGCGGGAGUUAGUCGGUGCCUGAAGUGGGCAGUCCUGAGCCUUGAGUUGAGACUUUUUGGUCUUUUGGUAUAGACAUUGUUUUAGUACAUUUCUGCCCUUGCCUGCUUGAGAACUUCUUGGUACCUCUUGCCAUCCCCUCACUGCCCGACCCAACCCCACUGGGCCCAGGAGUGGUUUCCUGAGCAAGCUGGGCUGAACAGGCGCUUGGCCGUCGCAGGUGGUGUGUUUGGCUUACAGAAGAGCACUCGCUCUCGCCUCUGCCGGGAGAGAAGUUGUUUCUCUGACCCAACCCUAGUGGGCCAGCUUCCAUGCCGUGAUGCUUUGGCAAGUGGGGUGCAUGGCAUCAGGGCCCCCCCACCAUCAGAAAGUACCAAAGUCCUUGGCACCCUACCCCACCCUCUCCGGCAACCCUCAAGUGGGCAACUGCUAUGGCAGUGGGUCCAGCCCAGACAGACACUGCCAGCCUCCUCCCUGCAGUGGGCACCAGCUCUACCUCCCCUAGCCAGGCAAUACCCUGGCUCCUCAGCCCAGCACCAUCUGUCCCCCUACACUUCUCAGGGGCCAGCCCAGGCCGGGCCACCCUCUCCCUAGCCCUCAGCUCCCACACAGGUCACGUGCCCAGGCAGAUGGCUGCUCUCUGGGAAAGGUUGGAUGCUGCCUUAUGCCCCUCCCAGCCCCCUCCUCCCACACUCGCGCACACAGGUACCGCCACACCUGGUUGGCUUGUUUCUCACCACACAGGGAGAGGGGGACUAGCCCCUAGUAUCUUUUGAAAUACGAGGAAAAAUGUGUGUUCAGGAGCAUGACUCCAGCGCUGGGCUCUUAGGCCUGGUUCAGUCUGUCUCGUCUCAAAUCUAGGCAUUUUUGCUUCAAUUUUAUUUUUUUUAAGGAAACAAAAACAAAAAUCUGCACUAAUUUACCUGGUUUCGUAGGAAAACUUUUUUUUUAUUUUUUACAUUUUUUGGUGUCCGUUUGUAUUGAAUAAUUUGCUACAUUUGUAAAAUGUAAGAGGUAUAUAUAAUAUAUGUAUAUUUCUAACGUAAAAAACGUAAUUUUUUUCUUUUCAAGAUUUUUUCUUAAAAAGAGGACAGAAAGAUAUUUUUUCAGGAAAAACAAACUUUAAAAUAAAAAAAGAGGAGACUAAAACCUAUUUCUCCCCUUUCCCCAUCCUCUCUCUAUCUACCCCUUUCCCAGGAACAAAUCAAAAGGUGGAUUGUCUUGUAAAGAAUGUAAGCUUUUAGUCCAGAAUGAUGAUUUUUCUCAAUGCAGUGAGCUAUAGAUUCUCUGGUUUGACCCCUAGGGACGGGAAGGGGGGCAUUGAGGCAAUGUGGAGAGGAGCUUGGGGGGGCAGGGUAAGGAACUUGUUUUCUUUAGUGAAGGAGGAAUACAAUCAAGCGUUUUGUAUUCAGAAUGUUGUGCAAUAUUUUGGAAUGGGACAUUGGUGUGUUAGAGGUUUAGUUUAAAAACAAAAGGAUUGAUCAAAUCUGUACAGUUUAUAUUGUUCCAGAUUUUUUUAAGUUUGUAUUAAAAGCAUGAUAUAUAAUAGC